UUCCACAAAUUAGUGCCCUAUAAGUCGUAAAUUCGUAAUAGGAUAGUCUGUCUCUCCAAAACAAAUCAACAUCAAAAGUUGUUUUGAUACAGUCUUUUUACCCUUUUUACCAAAAAUAAUAAUGAAGUUCUUUUCAAGGAUGUAUGACGCCUGAUGCCAACAAUUUUAAUAGUCGUCAUGAGUAGCCCUAUGUUUUGGGGCGUCCAUUUGGCUUGUUUAAUAUUUCUACUGAGUUGUUUCAGCUCCUCAAAUCCCCAGCUUGUCAUCAACAUAAAAAAUCAGGGUGGAGAUGUGCUGCAGGAAGUGUUAGCUUCUAAUGUCAGCGAGGAUGUUGUUCAACUUGAGUACCAGAGAGCUGAUGGUACAAUAGUUACACAGAUGCUGGAUUUUCGAAAAGAGGUGCAAAUCUACCGUCUCUUGAUUCUGGCUGAAGAAGAACAGCUGCCUCUAAAGAGUUUCCAGCCUCCAUAUUAUCAGGCUGUUUGCUUUGCUGCUAAAUUGUCUAAACAAGAUUUUAUUGCUGCAGAUGCCAUUGCUAAACUUCGCCAGAAAAAUCCACAUACUGUAAGGUAUCCAGAGGAGGAUAAUGGGCGUGAGAAUGCCACAUUUGAAUACACUUUGGAUGUGUCUAGAUCUAACAUUAUAUCCAACCAAAUUCAACAAUUAUGUAUAAAUGCAACAGCAAUAUAUGUCCAGGAGACUGAUUUAAGAUUAUGGGCAGCAAUUGGAAAUCCAAAUGAAGCUUUUAUGGUCCUUGAUGCUGCCCAGCACAUGGUACGGCCAGCUAGCCGUUGCAAAGAUAUUGCCGUCACAAAUUCGAGCUCAAUGCCCUGCCAAUGCCGGUUAAAUUUUUGUGUUCCUUGGUAUCCUUGUGGACUGAAAUUUUGUCGCGGGCACGAUCAGCAAACUGGUAAGGCCCUCAGCUAUCGGUGCGGUAUCAAAACGUGCAAAAAGUGCCUCGACUAUUCAUUUCCAGUGAAGAACUUUCUAUUUUGUCCGUGGGAUGACUAUUAACCAAACACUUAAAAUUCCUUUUCGGGAAAAAUUGAAGUAUUGAUCAAAGUGCCUCGUGAAGCUUUUUAACUAUUUUACAAGAUAGAAUCAAGAGCCAAUUGUGCGUGUUCCAGUCUUCCAGCACUGUCCGUUGAUGCACACAUGUGUACACUUUCCUAUCUGCUUUGUAAUUUACUUACUUUUCCCCCAUGGUUCCUUUUCGUUGGAGAGAAUAUUAAUUUGAAAAGCCAAUUUUACUGCAAAAAUAAAAAAAAUUUCAAUUCAACUCAUUGUGUAUAAUAAUCGCAAAUUGAUACGAAAAUGGAUCUAAAUGGAAUGACGAGCAAAAAAAGAAAAAGAAAAUCUUUCUUUCACCGAAACUGAAACUUCUCUUUACAAUCGAUUCUUGCUUAAUUUAGUGUUUUCUUUUUAAUUAAUCCAAUAUUUCCCCAAAAUAACAGCGACAAACAGGCGCGUACAAGCUGUUUACACGAAGAAGGAGGGAGGAGUUGGCAUUUUUAAAAAAUAGUGAUAGAAAAAAAUCAACCCUUU
Daphnia pulicaria is the source of this 1545-nucleotide messenger RNA. RefSeq names its product out at first protein-like (gene oaf). The record is from RefSeq and is a predicted model, not a curated record. The transcript is spliced from 6 exons. The coding region runs from base 154 to 1014 and encodes 286 amino acids. Lineage: Eukaryota; Metazoa; Arthropoda; Branchiopoda; Diplostraca; Daphniidae.